AUGAACUAUAACAAUAGUAGCAACUCGAAUACUAAGCGUUAAAAUAAGAAGAAUAAAGCAUUGAAGAAAUACAAUAUCCUAGGUUAAGAUGACAAACAGCAGAUUUUAGAGAGCUUACAAAAAGACUCUUCUCUUGAGAUGUAUUAAAUCUUAAGUGAGAAAUACAACACUUCAAUUAAAAACCUAAGGAGGUGGUAUCAAGAUGGAAUAGCUCGUAAACCUGGAUGUGGAAGAAAGAAACUCAAUACAAAAGCUGAAGAGGAACUAAGAUCAUGGAUCAUAAAGGAAAGUGUGGAAUUGAGAAGGAGAGUUAGGAGAUCUUAGUUAAAAUAGAAAGCUAUAGAAUUAUUUAACAUUCCCAACUUCAAAGCUAGUAAAGCUUGGUAGGAUGAAUUUAUCAGAAAUUUUGAUAUCAAAUAUUAGAAAGUAAAAUUUGAGGAGCAAAGAAGGAAGAGGCAGCAAUAAGUUUAAUCAGUUGAUUAGAAGUCAGAAAAGUAAGAAUAGCUUUAAUAAAUCUUUUCAUAAUAAGCGACGGAAAUACCACAAUCAAAAUUAGAAGUAUUGAAUAUACAACCAAAAGUUUCAGAUUUCAAAUUGGAAGAUUGGUCAUUUGAAAAGUAAGAAGACAUAAAAGAUUACUUGUCAGAAAUCUUUUCUCCAAAAUUAGAGUUUUUCAAUGAUGAGAAGUCAAAUUAGUAUUUAUUAUCUUCCUUUCUAGAAUUAUCUAAUCCAAUAUAAAGAAUUCUAGACAUCUAAUAUUUUUAUUAUCAUAUAAUUAUUUAAGUAUUAUUAUUAAAUAUAUAUAACAACCAAUUAAAUGGAGAAGGAUUGUAAUCAGCAUCCAACUUUUGUUAAAAUCCUAACAUUAAGAAUCCUGACUAAUUCCCAUAAGUAAUGGAGCAAUUCGAUCGAGAGUAUUUCAUAAAACUCAUUAAUAGCGUUUGUUAGAACCUUGGUUAGGCUUAUCCACAAGUCCCAAAAUAUUAGCAAUAACAAUUGAAUAUCCCACAAUAAAAUUCCUUGCUUGAUCAUUUUUCUCGAUAAACCCUGUUUGCAGAUUAAGGAUAAUUGUUAUAAUACUCAUAAACACUGGAAAAUGCUAGGAGCUAAUAAGAAAAUAGCAAACCGAUUUAACAAUAGCAUUUAUUGAUGGAUCAUAUGUUGGGCAAUCAAUUUGUGCCUGCUCCUAAUAAUUAUUUAGACUUUAAUGUGAAUUCAAACUAGUUAGGUUAAAUUAUUAAGUAGCCAACAUAUUUCAAAGACCCUCACGAUGUAAGCGAAUUCUAAAAGAGAUAAAUUCAAUAUCUAUAAGCGAUAAAUGAUCCUGCUCCUCCUGAAUAAGUCAAACUAUUCAAAUAAAACAUUUAACAAUUAGGAGGCAUUGAGGAUACUAUUGGGAACAUGCAAUAAACAUUAAACUAAUACGAAAUUAAACAUUUGAACAACAAGAAUAUCAAAUAUUAUCCAUUAUCCUCUCCUCCAUUGACUUAAGAAUAAAUAGAAUAUCAAAAGACAAUAUCCAGUAAUCCUCAUCCAUUUCUAUACAAUCCAGCAGAGGAUAAAGAGAGGUUUGUUUAUGGGCCAUUGAAACCAGCCUAAAAUAUAUAUGAAUAAUAAUAGACUCACUAAUCCUAGUUUUAUUGUAUCUAUUUAUAUUUAAUAAGAAACUUUACGUUAAUAAUACAAUUAAGAUUUCAAUUAGAUGUAAGAAAGAACUCAACCUUUAUAAUAAUAAGAUUAGGGUUACUAAUAGUAACAUACUUACUAGUAGUAGAAUCCAUAAUCAUACUAUUUUGA
This is a messenger RNA of Paramecium tetraurelia, 1797 nucleotides long. RefSeq lists its product as uncharacterized. Lineage: Eukaryota; Ciliophora; Oligohymenophorea; Peniculida; Parameciidae. The record is from RefSeq and is a predicted model, not a curated record. The transcript has 6 exons.